CGCACAUUCCACCUAGUAAUUGCACCCAUCGCGAUCGUAUUCUGUGCUCUAAAUCAACACUAAAGUUAAAUACUUCUUUCACUGCGUGUAGCUGCACAUCGGCGAGAAUGAAGUUAAGUGUGCUGGUCCUGGUGGCUCUACUACCGCUGCUAGGAGCUGUUUCAGCGAAUCGCACUUUCGUGGUGGACUACGAAAAGGAUCAGUUCCUAAAGGAUGGCGAACCAUUUCGAUUCAUUGCCGGUUCCUUCCACUACUUCCGUGCUCAUCCAGCCACCUGGCAGAGGCAUCUUAGGACCAUGAGAGCCGCGGGUCUCAAUGCGGUGACUACCUAUGUGGAGUGGUCAUUGCACAAUCCGCGGGAUGGCGUUUAUGUUUGGAGCGGCAUUGCCGAUCUGGAGCACUUUAUACGCCUGGCCGUGGGCGAGGAUCUGCUGGUCAUCCUCCGCCCGGGCCCGUAUAUUUGUGCGGAGCGUGACAUGGGCGGCUUUCCUUACUGGCUGCUAAAUAAGUAUCCGGGCAUUCAGCUCCGGACAGCAGAUGUCAAUUAUCUUAGCGAAAUUCGCAUUUGGUAUACCCAACUGUUUGCCAAGAUGAGCAAAUAUCUGUAUGGCAAUGGUGGGCCAAUCAUCAUGGUUCAGGUGGAGAACGAAUAUGGCUCGUUCUUUGCCUGCGAUCUCAACUAUCGGAAUUGGCUACGCGACGAGACCGAGAGUCAUGUCAAAGGUCAGGCGGUGCUCUUCACCAACGAUGGACCCAGUGUGCUGCGCUGUGGAAAAAUCCAGGGCGUCCUAGCGACCAUGGAUUUUGGAGCCACGAACGAUCUCAAGCCCAUUUGGGCCAAGUUUAGAAGGUAUCAGCCGAAGGGUCCGCUGGUCAAUGCGGAAUACUAUCCCGGCUGGCUAACUCACUGGACGGAGCCGAUGGCCAAUGUUAGCACCCAAUCGAUUACCUCCACUUUUAUAAACAUGCUGGAUCAUGGUGCCAGUGUGAAUUUCUACAUGUUCUACGGCGGCACCAACUUUGGAUUCACAGCUGGUGCCAAUGACAUUGGACCCGGCAACUACAUGGCGGACAUUACCAGCUACGAUUACGAUGCACCCAUGACGGAGGCGGGGGAUCCCACUCCCAAAUAUCAGGCUCUGCGACGCAUCAUUGGCCGCUAUCUCCCGCUGCCAAAUCAACCCGUGCCCGGACCCGUUCCCAAGCGAUCCUACGGAACUGUGCGUCUAACCACAUGCUGUAGUCUUCUUUCGCAGGAGGCGAGAGCUCGCCUCUCCACCGGAUUUGUGCAGUCCGCCAAGCCGAAGAGCUUCGAGGCUUUGGGACAGUACUCUGGUUUGGUGAUUUACGAGACCUGGUUGCCCAGUUUCCAGCGUGAUCCGAGCAUCCUUAGCGUUCCCGGACUGGCGGAUCGAGGUUACGUUUAUGUGGAUGGUGAGUUCGUGGGUAUUCUGGCCAGGGAAACACCCGUGUUCGACUUGCCACUCAGUGCAAGUGCCGGGCGGAGGUUGCAGAUCAUCGUAGAGAAUCAGGGACGCAUCAACUACGGCCGUCAGCUGAACGACUUUAAGGGCAUCCUGCGGGAUGUGCGACUGGACAAGCAGGUGCUGAGCAACUGGAAUAUGACCCAAUUCCCUCUCGAGUCGUAUGACAACCUGGAGCAGCUGAUUACCCAAUCGGAUGAGGCAGUUCGUCAGGGCUUCCAGGAGCUAAAGAAGUUGCGCACAAUGCUGCGCACUGGUCCGGCCAUUUACCACGGUCAAUUGGACAUCCAGAAGGAGUCUGAUCUGGCAGACACCUAUCUGGACAUGUCCGGCUGGGGCAAGGGCAUUGCCUUUGUGAAUGGCGAAAAUCUGGGCAGGUACUGGCCCCUGGUGGGACCUCAAGUCACCCUGUAUGUUCCGGCCGCUGUGCUCAAGGUGGGCUCAAAUCGACUGGUGGUGGUGGAGUACCAGCAGACACCCACCUCACAGGAGCUGCACUUCCGGGAUACCCCCAUCCUGAAUGCGAGGACCGUUUAGUCGGCGGCCUAAGGACCUGCGCGACUUGCAUCCAUCGCUGUAGCCAUACAUCAUGCAUCAUCAUCCGUUUAUGUAGAUCUUAAUGUAAAUUUAUUCGGUUUAAGUUCUUUGCGAGACAUUAAAGCAACUCCGAGACGGACGCGUCCUGUCUGCCUCGUUAUCCCUUUU
This is a messenger RNA of Drosophila mauritiana, 2189 nucleotides long. Its product is annotated as beta-galactosidase. The record is from RefSeq and is a predicted model, not a curated record. The transcript has 5 exons. Gene Ontology annotation, cellular component: vacuole. Gene Ontology annotation, biological process: carbohydrate metabolic process. Lineage: Eukaryota; Metazoa; Arthropoda; Insecta; Diptera; Drosophilidae. The coding region runs from base 108 to 2021 and encodes 637 amino acids. Gene Ontology annotation, molecular function: beta-galactosidase activity.